UGUCAGUAGCCCUUUACAACCCCAACAACAACAACAACACCAUCAGUGACUCACUCUUGCUGGGAAGUACUGAUAACUGUAGUGUUAAAUACUGAGGUUUUGGAGGCACAUAGCACCUUCAGGCAGACAUCUCUUGUCCUCGGAACAAACAUCAGUUGAGGGAGAAUACUGUGCACAAGUUUGGACUAAAACCUCAGGGAACAACCAUGAGUCUGGCCAAGAUGCCCAAUGAGAGGAAACUGACGUUGUGUAGGAAGUAUUAUAUGGCUGGGUUUGCUUUCCUGCCAUUUAUGUGGGCAGUAAAUGCAAUGUGGUUUUUGAAUGAAGCAUUCUGGGCGCCUCCAUACCCUGAACAAAAACAGAUUCGAAAAUAUGUGAUUGUAUCAAUAGUGGGAGCAUUGGUGUGGCUGGUAGGACUCAUCAGUUGGGUGGUGGUGUUCCAACAGAAUCGCAGUGCCUGGGGUGCCACUGCUGACUAUAUGUCCUUCAUCAUUCCUAAAGGAGUCCCAUAGUCGCUCCUCUCCUACAGUACUCUUGUUCUUAUACACAAGUGACUGAAGCUGACAGAUGUACUUCCUUUUUAUUUACAAAACAAAAAAUAUAAUGUGUAGCAUUUGUAUUUUCUUAUAUUAACCUUUCAUUAAUAUAAUUAAAUUGUAGUAACAUAGUGGUUAUUGCAGACAGUUCAAAGUAAGUCAUUUUACCAUGAGUGAAGAAAUUUACAGCUAACUCAUACUUUGGAUUCUUUCAUUCAUUACGGAUUUGCCGGUACUUCCGGCCCAGGUCUUCUUCUACUUUGGAUAGAAAGCCUUAAAUAACAUGCCUGUCUGCCAUAUACAUGUUAUUAUCGACUCAACACAUGAUUAUUGUCCAGGAUGCACUGAAAUGUUAUUUAAAGCUUCCCCUUCAAAUUGUGGGUUAGUAGUCUACUUGUAAUCUGAAGGAUGUUAUUACUCUACAUAUAAUGACUACUAUGAAUAUUCUAGUGUAUUUUUAUACAAUUUCCAACAUUAAUGAAGCACCUGAAAGCUCAGACCAGCCAGCAAAAUUGUUCUUACUACAACUCAGAUGACUAAUAUACUCAUUCUUGAGGUAGCUACACUUACCAUAACAUACUGGAAGAUACAUUUUCUACAAAUUACGUACAGUGCCGUAUAACCCUUGUGGGUUUAGCACUUAGUUUUGGUUGUAAUACAUACUGUAUUAUGUAUACAGCAUUGUAUUUUUGGUGCAGUACAUGUACAGUGGUACUAUUGUAAAUGAAUUUGUAUUUGUAGAUGAAUGGUUCAGAGAACCGACAUGUUGAUAAAUUAGACACAUGUGCAACUCUUGGGUAUCUUUAUUGAGGAAACGUUUCGCCACACAGUGGCUUCAUCAGUCCAUAUGUAGAAGAAACUUGAAGAACAGGAGGAGAAUGAGGUAAUCAGUCCCUCAACCUUGAGUCGAUGUGUUCAGUCCAUCAAUCUUGAAUAGAAUACGGCAUAUGAGUGGAGAAGCAGCUUAUAAACCGUAUGGCAGGAGAGGUGCAGCAGUCAUAGGUGGUGUCACAUUUGCCGUAUUCUAUUCAAGAUUGAUGGACUGAACACAUCGACUCAAGGUUGAGGGACUGAUUACCUCAUUCUCCUCCUGUUCUUCAAGUUUCUUCUACGUAUGGACUGAUGAAGCCACUGUGUGGCAAAACGUUUCCUCAAUAAAGAUACCCAAGAGUUGCAUAUGUGUCUAAUUUAUCAAAUGAAUUUGUAGUUUUCAAGUUGGUCUGAUUACUGGAAGUAUCAUCAGCUUAAUGUUAUACUAAAUGUUUGAUAUUUAUCAGGAAAAUAUUUACCAAUCGAGCUUUUAUUUCUGAUGCCUGCAUUAGAGGAGCCACUUAGUGUAGUACUGUGCAUGAAUAUGGUGUAUGUUAAAGAGGUAUGACCCAUACCUCUUUAAUACUUGCUUUUAUUAUUAUAAUAAUAGUCAAAUUAUAGCUCAUGAACCUAAUGUAUGUAUUAAGGCUUUUUUAUGAGAAAAAUUUAUAAAUUGGUCUGUGUGUUUUGAAUUUAAUGGAUUAUGUUUAAUGCUUCAUAAUGAGACUUGUGGUUAUAUAACACAUGAAAAUUUAUUGAUCAUAUAAUUUUAAUAUAUUUUAAUACAUUAUACACAGUUC
Cherax quadricarinatus is the source of this 2146-nucleotide messenger RNA. It is a transcript of the gene pen-2, whose product is annotated as presenilin enhancer. Gene Ontology annotation, cellular component: gamma-secretase complex. The record is from RefSeq and is a predicted model, not a curated record. Gene Ontology annotation, biological process: Notch receptor processing. NCBI's taxonomy places the organism in Eukaryota, Metazoa, Arthropoda, Malacostraca, Decapoda, Parastacidae.